Pieris napi is the source of this 1888-nucleotide messenger RNA. Its product is annotated as glycine, alanine and asparagine-rich protein-like. Bases 139 to 1056 code for a protein of 305 amino acids. The record is from RefSeq and is a predicted model, not a curated record. The transcript has 5 exons. Lineage: Eukaryota; Metazoa; Arthropoda; Insecta; Lepidoptera; Pieridae.
GGCCGUCUAUUUAGAAUUGUUAAUUUCAUGUAAAUAAUUUUCGGUGCAGUAUAAAAGUGCAGGUUACUUUUUGGAAGGCAUCAUUAUCGUUGUAUAUCCCAAUCGAUCUAUUGAGUCGCAGCAACAAAGAAACAAACCAUGUCUCGACUUACGAUUCUCUUUGUCUUCGCUGUGGCGUAUGAAGUACUUGGAGAAACUGUGACAAAAGGCAAGCCCGCUGCGGACUCCAAAGGCGCACAAACCGGAUACCUCUCCCCUGUUAUCUUACCUGCACCUAUCCACGGCGGAAUCGGCUUUGGACACGGUCUAGGUGGUGCUGGACUUGCCGGAGCAGGUCUCGGUGGAGUUGCUCUUGCAGGAGCAGGUCUCGGUGGAGCGGGUCUCGUGGGAGCGGGACUCCUAGGCCCGGGAUCGUCUGCCCCCCUUAACAACGCCGGUGCAGCAGGUGCAGCUCAACUCAGCGCCAUCCAAAACGCUCAAGCCGUCCAAGCGGCUCAGAUCGGAAACGCUGCCGCCGCCGGUAUCCAGAGCGCACGUGUCACAGAAGUAGCCGCAAGAGCCGGACAAGCCAAUGCCAUUCAGAACGCUCAGGCUUUGGACGCCACCCGUAUCGCCAACGUACAAAGAGCCCAGGCCGCCGCCCUAGAGAACGCGAGAGCCGCGGAGGCGGCGAGACGCGCCGCCGCCGCCAGCGCCUGGGAGCUCUCCCGUGCUGUGGAAGCCGAACGCGUCGCUAACGCAGCCCGCGUCCAAGCCGUCGCAAUAGCUAACACCCGUGCCUUGGAAGCGGCUCGCAUCGCCAACGCAGCCAGAGCUCAGGCCGCAGCCGUGUUGAGCACUGCCAACCAAGCGAGCGCGGUCGCUGACAACGUAGCGAGACAAGACGGCCUCUUGCUCGGCGGAGGUCUCGGCGCCGGUUACGCCGGCCUCGGUGGUGCCGCAGUCGUGGCUGCAGCCCCAGUGGCGGUGGCGGCCCCGGCCUACGGUGGCCUCGGAUACGGACAAGGUUACGGACAUGGCUACGGACAAAGCUACGGAUACGGCUACGGACACUAAACGAAACCGAAGUCAUACAUAGAAAUUUCUACAUCCAUUUCGCCAAUCUUUAAUACAGAAAUGGUGAGCGGCAGAUUAAAAAUAGGAACUAUUGUGUAAAUAUAAUCUUAAUAAAUUGCAUCGAAUUCCGAAUAAAUAUUGUUUCUGUUGUAUUUAAUAAAGGAACUAACGACUCACAACGAUUUUAUUUAUUUGAUUUUAGACAUUUAGAUAUUUUCUAAGAGACAUUAAAGAAAUCGUAAAUUGUUUAAUCCAUUGGAUUACGAUGUAUAAUAUUGAUGUCAUUGGGACUUAAUUCGCCAGUAUCAAUUAAGCUUUUUGUAUUAACAAAAAGCUUAAUUAUUCAUUUGCAUUUAUUGUCUAUAGAUUAAUUUGUUAUGUUUUCUAAAACAGCGACUCCUUCGAAAGCAACGGCAACAUGCGCUUCCUUCUUUAUUAUAUGCAGGGACAUGUACAAAGGUACAUCGAGGGUGUACCUCAGUGGUAACCAGCGAAUUAAACUCUUUUUUGCGUUUUUGCUUAUUGGAUUAACUUAUGGGCUACCCCAAUACAACCAAGGCCGUUCCGUGCCAGGAACUGAAUUCAGCGGACUAGCCAACGGCCAAGGUAGCCAAGGCACCGGACCGGCCGUUUAUCAAGGAUUUGGGAAUGGACAAGACUACAAUCACCGUAAGGGAUACCAAGAGAUGGGAUAUUAACGUUUUAAAAUUUGAAUAAUUUCUAGGAAGUUGUUUGCUAUUUGUCUAUCUUGACGAUAAUGCUUCUAGCACCAAUCAUCAAUUUAGAUAAUCAUGUUUUGUAAUUUUCACUAAAUAUAUAAAUCAUUAUCAAA